Molecule: messenger RNA, 380 nt
Organism: Ectocarpus sp. CCAP 1310/34
Lineage: Eukaryota; Phaeophyceae; Ectocarpales; Ectocarpaceae
Source: the annotation of a GenBank genome assembly
AUGCUGAAACAGCACCACCGCGAUGAGACCGACCCUCCGGAAUGGCUCAUGCCUAUUGUGCUGCCCGCCAGCUCGCGAAAGGACUAGCGACCCUCUCGUGAUGCCGAAUGCCUCACCUACACUCUCUACUGUUCGCACUGAUGAACACCCGUCAGCGCACACCGCGGGUACGUCUGCUUGUUUCGUCAUAAAACCCGCAGACCUACCCAAAGAUCUUGUUUUCUCAGGGGCACCUGGGCAAGAUAUUGUAGAACGUUUGGCGCAAUACCGUGCGAGUGUUAAACUGAACUCAGUAGACAACUGCCCGGACCAUGUAGUCGACCAAUGUGCUGUGCGAUACCUCCCGCUUCUUCUGCGAGGGGCUGCGUAUGACACCCUGU